GCAGAGUGCGCCUGCGCCGGAGCUCCCGGAAGUGGCCGGACCCGGAGCGCAGGCCGAGCUCACGUCCGUCAGCCCGUCAGUCCGCCAGUCCGCCAGGCCGGUACCUCGAGCGCCUUGGACCUCUUUGCUGUCCCGCCGUCUAUUCGACCCGAACGGCGGCCGAGGCGCUCAUCAUGGCGACGUUCAUUUCGGUGCAGCUGAAAAAGACCUCGGAGGUGGACCUGGCCAAGCCUCUGGUGAAGUUCAUCCAGCAGACGUACCCGAGCGGCGGGGAAGAGCAGGCCCAGUACUGCCGCGCGGCCGAGGAGCUGAGCAAGCUGCGCCGCGCCGCGGUCGGCCGUCCGCUGGACAAGCACGAGGGCGCGCUUGAGACGCUCCUGAGAUAUUAUGAUCAGAUUUGUUCCAUUGAACCCAAAUUCCCAUUUUCUGAAAAUCAGAUCUGCUUGACAUUUACCUGGAAGGAUGCUUUCGAUAAAGGUUCGCUUUUUGGAGGAUCUGUGAAAUUGGCUCUUGCAAGCUUAGGAUAUGAAAAGAGCUGUGUGUUGUUCAAUUGUGCAGCUUUAGCUAGCCAGAUUGCAGCAGAGCAGAACCUGGAUAAUGAUGAAGGAUUGAAAACCGCUGCUAAGCAUUACCAGUUUGCUAGUGGUGCCUUUUUACAUAUUAAAGAGACGGUUUUAUCUGCCUUAAGUCGAGAGCCUACCGUGGACAUAUCUCCAGAUACUGUUGGGACCCUCAGUCUUAUUAUGCUGGCACAGGCCCAAGAAGUAUUUUUUUUAAAAGCUACAAGAGAUAAGAUGAAAGAUGCCAUCAUAGCUAAAUUAGCUAAUCAGGCUGCAGAUUAUUUUGGUGAUGCUUUCAAACAGUGUCAGUACAAAGAUACUCUCCCCAAGUAUUUUUAUUUCCAGGAGGUGUUCCCUGUCUUGGCUGCAAAGCACUGUAUCAUGCAGGCCAAUGCUGAGUAUCACCAGUCUAUCUUGGCAAAACAGCAGAAGAAAUUUGGAGAAGAGAUUGCAAGGUUACAGCAUGCAGCAGAAUUGAUUAAAACAGUGGCAUCUCGCUAUGAUGAAUAUGUCAAUGUGAAAGAUUUUUCUGACAAAAUCAACCGUGCCCUUACUGCAGCAAAGAAGGAUAAUGACUUCAUAUAUCAUGAUCGAGUUCCAGACCUUAAAGAUCUAGACCCUAUUGGCAAAGCCACACUUGUGAAGUCUACCCCAGUCAAUGUGCCUAUCAGCCAGAAAUUUACUGAUCUAUUUGAGAAGAUGGUUCCCGUGUCAGUACAGCAAUCUUUGGCUGCCUAUAAUCAGAGGAAAGCUGAUUUGGUUAACAGAUCAAUUGCUCAAAUGAGAGAAGCCACCACUUUGGCAAAUGGGGUGUUGGCUUCCCUUAAUCUUCCAGCAGCAAUUGAAGAUGUGUCAGGAGAUUCUGUACCUCAGUCUAUAUUGACUAAGUCCACCUCUGUGAUUGAACGGGGAGGCAUCCAGACUGUUGAUCAGUUGUUCAAAGAACUACCUGAACUACUGCAACGAAAUAGAGAAAUCCUAGAUGAGUCAUUAAGAUUGUUGGAUGAAGAAGAAGCAACUGACAAUGAUUUAAGAGCAAAAUUCAAGGAACGAUGGCAAAGGACGCCAUCCAAUGAACUCUAUAAGCCUUUGAGAGCAGAGGGAAACAACUUCAGAGGAGUUUUAGAUAAAGCUAUGCAAGCAGAUGGACAAGUGAAAGAACGUUACCAGUCUCAUCGUGACACCAUUGCACUUCUGUGUAAGCCAGAGCCUGAGCUGAAUGCCGCCAUCCCUUCUGCUAACCCAGCAAAGACCAUGCAGGGCAGUGAGGUUGUAAAUGUCUUAAAAUCAUUAUUGACAAAUCUUGACGAAGUAAAAAAGGAAAGAGAAGGUCUAGAGAAUGACCUGAAAUCAGUGAAUUUUGACAUGACAAGCAAGUUUUUGACAGCUCUGGCUCAAGAUGGUGUAAUAAAUGAAGAAGCUCUUUCUGUUACUGAACUGGAUCGAAUCUAUGGAGGUCUUACAACAAAAGUCCAAGAAUCUCUAAAGAAACAGGAGGGACUUCUUAAAAGUAUUCAGGUCUCACACCAGGAGUUUUCGAAAAUGAAACAAUCUAACAAUGAAGCUAACUUAAGAGAAGAAGUUUUGAAGAAUUUAGCUACUGCAUAUGACAACUUUGUCGAACUUGUAGCUAAUUUGAAGGAGGGCACAAAGUUUUACAAUGAGUUGACUGAAAUCUUGGUCAGGUUCCAGAACAAAUGCAGUGAUAUAGUAUUUGCAAGGAAGACAGAAAGAGAUGAACUCUUAAAGGACUUGCAACAAAGCAUUGCCAGAGAACCCAGUGCUCCUUCAAUCCCUACACCUGCCUAUCAGUCGUCUCCAGCAGGAGGACAUGCACCAACUCCUCCAACUCCAGCACCAAGAACCAUGCCGCCUCCUAAGCCUCAGCCCCCAGCCCGGCCUCCACCUCCUGUGCUUCCAGCAAAUCGAGCUCCUUCUGCUACUGCUCCGGCUCCAGUGGGGGCUGGGACCACUGCACCAGUUCCAUCACAAACCCCUGGCUCCGCUCCCCCUCCACAGGCCCAGGGACCACCCUAUCCCACCUAUCCAGGAUAUCCCGGGUAUUGCCAAAUGCCCAUGCCCAUGGGCUAUAAUCCUUAUGCCUACGGCCAGUAUAAUAUGCCAUAUCCACCAGUGUAUCACCAGAGCCCCGGACAGGCUCCGUACCCAGCACCCCAGCAGCCUUCAUAUCCCUUCCCUCAGCCCCCACAGCAGUCUUACUAUCCACAGCAGUAAUGUGUCUGCUCAGGAGCUCAGCUGGUUCAGAUCAGAGGGAAAGAAAUACCAACCCUGCAAUAAGUGUACUAAACUCUACGCUCUGGUUAAUAUAAUGUACUCUACUGUACUGAAUUCAGUGUGUAAUUUCUGUCUGCGGCUAAAAGCAAAAAGCUGUGCCCCAGUUUCACAUUUGAUUAUACAUGUGAGAUUUGCUGCUGUUGCAGUGGGGUAUAAUAGGAUUUGAAAUAAAUUACAUUACAGUUUAUAAAAAGUGAAAAUGAGAAAUUAAACCUGCAAGUGAAAUGUUUGAAACUUCUACCUUCUACAUGAGACAUGGUUGGGACAUCAGAUACUUACAAAGAUGGCUUUAAGAAUGGUUAUUCAGGAAAACUAAGUUUUCUUUCUCUUUUGGUUUAUUGAUUUUAUUUCUAUUAUGCUAUUUUGCAUAAUCAAAGCAUUGUAAAUCUUAUAAUUUAAAAAUAAAUUACUUAAGAACAGUUGUCAUUGUUAUGUUUUGUCAUUGAUUCUCAUUACUGUCUAAUUUCUUUCUGGUAUUAGUCUCUCAUUUUGUAUGUAUAUAAGUUAAACAGAUACUGUGUUUAAGUGCAUGAAUAGUGCAAGUUAAUAGUCAGGCUCAAGGACAUUUUAUAGGGAAACCAAAAGAAUAGUACCAUAAUUUAUCUUUCAUAUGCUGAUUAGUAAAUUAAUUUUUGACAUUGAUUUUAAAAAGUCCUAUAAUGUGGAAGAAACACAUUUGCUACCAAAGAUUCUUCAAAUAAAUAUACAAAUAAAUUUGUAUAUUUAAUGUUUUAUUAUUAGCUUCUCCAAGAAACUGAUGCCAAUUUUGGUAAUAAUUCUUUCAUUUUUUUCCAUAACUUGAUUAAAAUAAAUACAUAUCAUUGACAGUACUGACUAAUAUAAUGGAAUUGUUUGGAGAAAAUUUACUCUGUACCCUUCUAUUCCUUUUUCCCACCUUACUGUCUUAACUUAGUAACAUUUAAUCAUAAUGUGUAUGAAUAUAUCUAAGCCCUUUUUUUGGCUCCUAAAAGAUUGGACUAUUUUAUAAUUCAGGGAACACACAAAACAAUUGCUGGAAACAUGCCAAUUCUGGAAUAGGCUGUUUAUUUAAUAUUAAUCUCUGCUAUUAGGAUAUCUAAUCACUGUAUAAGCCUCAGUAAAAAUAGUAAAGACAUGCACCAUGGAAUGAGAAAAUGAGAAAGGAAUGAGUUGUCUAACAUCACAGUGGGAUAUGUUCUAUGUGAAGUUCAUUUCUGAACACAUUAGGUGUAUGAGCAGAUUGCCAAUGAAUCUAUUUAUGUUUAUUUUUUGAGUCUUACUGCUGACAUUUUCUUGCAUUAUUGUUUUAUUUAAAUGAUACUGUCACUUGGUCCUCUGUUGUUUUCAUGGACAGUUUGGAUUUAUAUUUUAAAUGUUAGACUGAAGGUAUGAUUGUAAAAGGAAGUAAAUUGGUUUAAAAAAUAUGUAUAUUCAAAAACAAUCUUUGUUGUAUGUAGAAAACAUGAAGGCAUGUUAACAACAUAAAUGACCUUUGAUUACUUUUGAAUAUUGAAAUUGGUUUAAAGUCCAAUAGUUAAGCCUUGGCAAAAAUAGUUUUUCACUUAUCAUUGCUAAAUUUUUAUACUUUGGAUUCAUCAAAGUGUGACACAGGCUUGUUUGACUCUUCUGUAAAUGGCAUUUAAGUUCUCCAUUCUUAUUACUCGAGAUAUCUUAUACUAACAUAAGACACUCAGUGAGAGUUAGGGGUAUUCCACACUGCUAGUUUAUAAUUCUUACUAAUGCAGAAAACAAAACAAAACAAAACAAAACUGGCCUGAAUAUUCUCUUGGGGAAAGAGGGCACUAAAGGAAAAAGGGUAAGUGCAUCAGAGGGCCAAGAGAGGCCAUUUAGCCCAUUCCUCGUGCUAAGUUGAGCCUGUUCCCAGAGAGCCCCAGGACGAUCACUCAGAAACUCAAGAAAGGAGGCCCCACAGGCCUUUGAGGCACAGCACACCUGUCGGGCUCAACUCUGUUAGCAAAACCUUUUAAAUGUAGCAGCCCUGACCCAUUCCCUCUUGUCAGUUCACUCGUUUUUUAGAUAAAGAUUCUUUUUAGUCACCCAAGUCUAGGUACCAGUGACCAAGUUCUGCAGCCCUUUAUUGCUGGGUUUGUCUUCAGAGGCCUGUACAGUUUCAUUAAGGUGACUCAUGGAAAGAAGUGUCUUUUGUGUUGGACAUUCUAGCGAACAAGAAGGGAGCCCUCAUUGAGCUUGAUACUGAAACGUAAUCCUUUGCUUAGCCUCCCAUAUUCUAGCAAAUACCCUAAAACAUUGAUAAUGGAUAAUGCUGUUUAUUUGGAGUUGGGAGGGUGCCACUCUGUGGUUCAGGUAUGUUGUACCCUUGUUUAUAAUUAGGCUUUUUAAAAAAAUUGCCUUCCUAAAUUAAGGAAAAGAGAUCAUCUCUAGGCCAUUUAUUUUGGGUUUUGGAAUCCUAUUUUAAAGUGGAUUAUACUUCAGAUAAUGAAGCACUGCUUCGAUAGAGGACCUUAACAGAAAUGAAGAAAAAACUGUCUAACUUCUAUUUCUUAUUCCAAGUUGGAGACAUAUGGACCUGACUGCUUAGUCUGGUGUAAAGUAUUGGUUUAAAGAGGGCUAGUCCUGUGCCUCUUGGUCUUCAUUCUCAUUUAAGAAAAAGUCAUAAGUUACUGCAAACCAAUCAAUCUUUGUGAGAUACCCCUGUACUGAUAGCCCAACUUCUUGGCAGUUUCUAAUCCUGUCCCCCACCAGGCUAAGGAAUUGCAGAAAAAAAAAAAAAAUGGAUUUCCACAUAGCCUGUGCCCCUAACAUUCUAUCCCAGUCAGCAGCCUUUCUAGUCAAAACAGAUUUAAAAAAUGUUUUCCAUUGGAGCUUUACAGUUUGCAAAAGUGCUUUGUAUACAUUUUCUAAUUUCAGAAACAGGAUAGAAUAUGAUUUGUUAAGUAGGUUUCUGUUGGCUAAUGGAAAAAACUUUUUUUCAGUAUAUGUUGAAGAAUCUUGCUAGACACCUAGUGACAUCUCAUUUUUUAAAGACUUUCGCAAUUAUUAGUUAAUGAUUCACAGUACAGAGCAAGAUAUAAAGUAGGGAAAAAACCUGCUAUAGUGUUAUAAUUGCGGUUUAAAAAUAGACUUUAGAACUAACAGGUUGAUUAUAAGAUUUACAUGGAAGAGCAAAGAAGGAAAAAUUAUAUUUUUAAAGAAAGAGAAUAUUCAGGCUUUAUUUCUGGUAUGAAGUUUAUAUUUUUUAAAAAAUCCUAUAUUAUCACACCAGAGAUUUUAGAUUCUUUUCUGGUUACAAACAUUGCUGGUAGUUGGAUUAUAUUUUUAUUGUAUUCAUUUCUCUUAGGGGAAAAUUGUAAAGAAACAAAAGGUUCUAGAUGAAUGUAUCCUAGAAAUAAAAGUUGAAAGAUUCUUA
Molecule: messenger RNA, 6222 nt
Organism: Microcebus murinus (gray mouse lemur)
Lineage: Eukaryota; Metazoa; Chordata; Mammalia; Primates; Cheirogaleidae
Gene: PDCD6IP
Product: programmed cell death 6 interacting protein
Biological process (GO): mitotic cytokinesis
Cellular component (GO): endosome
Molecular function (GO): protein binding
Source: RefSeq, a predicted model, not a curated record